AGUGCAAACAAACAGUUUUUUUAGGUUAGAAAAACAAAACUUUAUUUUUUCAAAUGAACCUCCUAAAAACUUUCGAUAAAACCCAGAUUAAAGUCGAAGAGGAGGAUUCAGAUGGUCACACAUCACACGACGAGAUGGCAUACGAUCAGGAAAAUGACUUGGGCGCUAUUGAGAACAUUGAUUUGAUAUCCGGAGCCCCCUUUUUUGAGUACCCACGCGAUGAGGCAGCCGCGGAGGACAACGAUGACAUCAUAAUCCUGCACAUGGACAUCCGGGAGCCGCUGAAUAAGCUCCGUGUGUUGCUAGAGGAACGCCUUGGGCAGAAUCUCAAAUACUUCCAUUUCUGGCUGCAGGAUGCACAAAUGCUGGAAGGGCACAAAAAUCUUGUGGAUCAGUGUGUCCAGGGGGAGGGAUUGGUGCAGAUUAACUGCCAGGUGUUGGCGUCAUCCAGCAAAAUUAACAUUAUUGACGUCCUCAAGCCAACAGAUGACAUUCUUGAAAACUCCAAAACAGCCCCCAAACCCCCGGAGAGUACGGAGAAUGAAGACUUGAGCGACACAGACGAACCAAUCCCACCGCAUCAGAAGAAAUUCGGUGAUCAAUGGGCGAUAGAUAAUCAAUUCAAGAGGGAUCAGGCACGACUGCAGAUCCCAGACAAUCCCCGGGACUGGACAACAGCGCAGGUCCGGCAUUGGCUGCAAUGGGCUGUCCGGCAGUUCAGCCUGACGCAGAUCGCUGUGCUCCAGAAGACACCCACCGAUGGCCCCAGGGAGGGUAUUCUGCCCACAGAGACGGUGCGCGGGGUGAAAACAUCCCCGCCAAAGGGGCAGAAGAAUGUCAGCAGCAGCCUCAAUCUCGACAACAUCCGCAUGGAGCCAAUCUUCUGUGGCAAUCGCAGCGGGAACAAUGGGCAGAUUCAGCUGUGGCAGUUCCUCCUGGAGAUUCUCACGGACAUUGAGCACCGGCGGAUUAUUCAGUGGGUCGGUGGGAAUGGGGAAUUCAAGCUGGCUGAUCCCGAGAGGGUUGCCCAGCUGUGGGGAGAGCGCAAGAACAAGCCAACGAUGAACUAUGAGAAGCUCUCACGGGCGCUGAGGUACUACUACGACGGCGACAUGAUCUCCAAAGUUCACGGAAGGAGAUUUGUCUACAAAUUCGUUUGCGAUCUCAAGCAAUUAAUUGGCUACGAUGCUAAAGAUCUCGCCCGCUUGGUGAUGGAAUGUGACAUUGAGAGCACAUCCAGGGAUAAAUCUUCCGAUUGGGAUCUCUCAGCAACGCUCUGAUAGCUCUAAUGAGGAAUCUGAGGGCAGGAUCGUGAGUAAAAAGUGCCGGAAUUUAUGAGAAAAAUAAUUAUAUUUAUAAAGAAAAGAAAGAAAGUUGACUGAAAAAUUCAC
Messenger RNA from Lutzomyia longipalpis, 1391 nucleotides. RefSeq names its product DNA-binding protein Ets97D (gene Ets97D). NCBI's taxonomy places the organism in Eukaryota, Metazoa, Arthropoda, Insecta, Diptera, Psychodidae. Gene Ontology annotation, biological process: cell differentiation; regulation of transcription by RNA polymerase II. Gene Ontology annotation, molecular function: DNA-binding transcription factor activity, RNA polymerase II-specific; sequence-specific DNA binding. The transcript is spliced from 4 exons. Gene Ontology annotation, cellular component: nucleus. The record is from RefSeq and is a predicted model, not a curated record. Bases 54 to 1280 code for a protein of 408 amino acids.